AAGAAAUCGCCGAAGCCCUCGGGUGUCGACACCAGCCACACUUGAUCCCCCAUUUACGCCACAUGCUCGUCAUCGCCGUCGGCCGCCCGGCCCCCACAUGUCUGGUUAUGGACAAUUUAAAGAGGUGAGCACUUGCUCCGCAUUUGGAUGCGAAAGGCUGGACGACGACGACACACGAUCUUCCAAACUUCCAGAGCUUCAAGAUCCUCGAGAAGCUUCAGAACCUCAAAGUCGGUUUUUGGUAUAAAUCCCCACAAAGCGACCAACGCUCCAUUCGAAAUAUCCCCUAAACCCACCAUCCGAACGCUCCAGACAGACAGAGACCCCUCUACCAAGCUCCCGACAACAAUGCGAACACCUCCCAAACCCGCAUAACCGACCCACGCAAACCCUCACGAUGCUCCUCCUCCAGCAAUCCGGCACCCUCAAAGUCGGCGAGGUCGUCCGCUACACCAUCACCUACACCCCCAGCCGCGACCGCAUCCUCCCGCACCCCACGCACCUGCACCUACGCAUCAAGAACACCUCCGCCAUCGCCCUCCGCGCGGCGUUCAUGCACGGGCCCUACGCGCUCUACGUCUCCGCCGCCCCCUCCACGCACCGCGUCGAUGUCGCCAGCGGCGCGAGCGCGAGGCUCGACGGCGUCCCGGAGUUCGAGCCGAAUCUCAAAGCCGGUGCGGCGUGGAGCGCGAGGCUGAAGGUUAGGGGUGGUGAGGAGGAGACGAGUUGGGUGGUUGAGGUGGCUAGUCAGGUUAUUUUUUCGGCGAGUGCGGGGGUGAGGUUUGAGGUGCUUGUUGGGAGGGAUGAAGGGAGUGUGGGGGGGGAGAUGGGGGCGGGGAAGGGGGCGGCGAGGCAGGGGGUUUUUUCGGAGGCGGUGACGGUUAGGGUCGAGGAUACGGCGGGGUUGUGGAAUACGCCUAGGUUGCCGGAGUGGGAGGGGGAGGAGGGGGGGGAUGGGAGUGGUGGGGAGGGGGUGAGGAGGGUGGGGAAGGUGGAGGAGGGGAAGAAGGUGGAGGGGGAGAGGGCGAAUGGGGAGGGGAAGACGGAUGAUAGGAAGCAGAAGAAGAUACAUUUGGUGGUGUUGACGCAUGGACUGCAUAGUAAUCUGGGCGCGGAUAUGCUGUACAUGAAGGAAAGCAUAGAUGCUGGAGCGAAGAAGGCGAAGGAGGAAGCCAAACUACGGCGGGACAAACGCCGGAAGGAGAGGGCAGAAGCAGCUUCUGCGCAAAGCAGCAGUACAAACGGCGACGGGACUUCGGAGCAAAAACAUGCGGACGACGAGGAUACUGACGACGAGGAGGACGUUAUAGUCCGCGGCUUCUCCGGAAAUGCGGUUCGCACCGAGAAGGGGAUUAAAUAUCUAGGCAAGCGAUUGGCGAAAUACGUCUUAGCGAUGACAUACCCAGACCAGCCGUUCCAUUCCGUCAGUAUAAGCGCUGGCGAAAGUUUGAAAGCGGCAGUCACACACGACAAAUCCAAAGAGGUCGAGCUCGGCGAGGCGGUACACCCCCACAGCAGCAUCCGGAAAGAUACGCCCACCGGAAAGAAACUCGCAUACAAAAUCACCAGUAUCAGCUUCAUCGCGCACUCGCUGGGUGGCCUGAUCCAGACUUACGCCGUAGCGUACAUCCAGAAGCACUCCCCCGACUUCUUCGACAAGAUCCAGGCCGUCAACUUCAUCUGCCUCGCCUCGCCCUUCCUAGGCCUCAGCAACGAGAACCCGCUCUACGUCAAGUUCGCCCUCGACUUCGGCCUCGUCGGCCGCACAGGCCAGGACCUCGGUCUGACAUGGCGCGCGCCGACGCUCGCACGCAGCGGCUGGGGAGCGCUCGUCAGCGGCAUCGGGGAGAACGGCAAGAAGGCAAUCGAGCACCCGCGGGACCCGCGCUCGAAGCCGCUCUUGCGGAUCCUGCCGACGGGGCCGGCACAUGUGGCGCUCAAGAAGUUCCGCAACCGGACGGUGUAUUCGAAUGUUGUGAAUGAUGGGAUCGUGCCGCUGCGAACGAGCUGUUUGCUCUUCUUGGAUUGGCAGGGAUUGGGGAGAGUGGAGAAGGCGAGGAGGGAGAACGGACUUGUGGGAACGAUGGCGGGGUGGGGAUGGGCGGAGUUGACGGGACAGAAUGCCACGGCGGCUGCGAGACAGGAAUGGAUGGAGGAAGCAAAAGAGACGGAAGCUGCGCAGGCUCAGGCUGAGGCGAAUGGGAGUAAUACACCUACACGGCAGGGAAGAGGUGGCGAUGUCCCGCAGCCUCCGCCCGAUGCGACCGAGGACGAUGUACGCAGUCUGAAGAGCAUGAAAAUCACUCGACGAUCAACGAGCCAACCGCGCUCGUCGAGCAACGCGAAGGAGAACGAACUGCACCCGCCGCCGCAAUCGCCAACCAUCACUGGCACAGCAUCCACUAAAGGCCCCAUCGACAGCUUCCUCGAUUUCUUCAACCCCCGCGCCAAAUCCCCCGACCCCCCGCGGCAAUCCAAAAUCUACAAACGCAGCCAGACCGUCAAAUUUGACGAUCCCACCCGCAAAUCAGACAGCAAAACCGACUCCGACUCAAGCACCAACCACACCGCCGGCAUCAGCUCCGCCCUUCCCGAGGACCCUCAGGGCUCCGCCGCCCCGCCACGAACAAGCUUCUUCGAAGCCGCAGGCGACAUCCUCGCCCCCCCCCUCCCCCCACUCUCCUUCCUCAUCGACCCCUCCACGCGCCCCUUAACCAUCUUCCACGACCGCGUCUACCACCCCUCCGACAUCCCCCCACCCCCUCUCAAACCCCCCACCACCACCUCCAACAAACUCUCCAAGACGCCCCCAGCAUCAAACCACAGCACCAACAGCUUCGCCACCACCGCCUCCGACUCCUCCUUACCCCCCCUCGCGGAAAUAGACUCUUCAGCCAUGAAAGUCGAGGAGAAAAUCGCGCGCGCUUACCACCGCGACCUCGCGUGGCGGAAAGUCCUCGUGCGCCUAGAGCCAGAUGCACAUAACAACAUCAUCGUGCGGCGCAAAUUCGCAAACGCCUACGGAUGGCCAGUCGUACAGCACCUGGUUGAUACGCAUUUUGCUGGUGGCGGCGCAGCGCUUACUCCUGAUGAUGAGGAGGGGAAUGAGGAUCGUGCGACGGGGGGGUCGCCGGGGGGCAAUGGACGGGAUGAAGAGGAGGAGCCGGCGCUGCAUCAAUUCCUCAACCCUGCACAGAGGCGGGAACGCGAGGAAGAAGAUAGAGAGAGCGUAGAUCACCUCUCCAGCCUCAGCGAUGCGGUGAGCACGCACACGCAUACCGCGCAGCGGACCCGCAAACCGGUGCUGGAGCGCGCGGACUCGGAGGUGUGGAGUGAGCACGAUUUCAUGGAUAGUGAGGGGGAUAGCGAUGGGGAGGAUGGGGGAGUGAAGGAGAAGAAGAGGGUGGAGGAGGGGCCGGGGUGGAAUUGGACGGAGAAGAUUGUGGGGAGGGGGGCGGUGGCGGGAAGGGCGGGGAAGGGUGGGGGGAAGGUGGGCGGGGGAGGGGGGAAGGGGGGGAUGGGGCAUAAGCAUAAGGAGAGUAGGGAGUAUACUGUCCCUUCUCCUGAAGAGGAUGAGGAGGACGAGGAUGGGGAGGUUGAGGGCGUGUCGAAGGGUUUGAAUAUGUUGAAUCUUGGUGUACAGCCGGUGGCGGAGAGUGAUACGCAUGUUGGGAUUGUGGAGGAGGUUGCGAGGGCCAGUGUUAGUAGGAAUAUUGGUGGGGGAGGUGGAGCUGGUGCUGGGCUGGGGGUUUGAAUUCCUGGAGGCGACUUGUGGAUGGUUGUAUUGAGCUGGGGGUGUAGGAAUAGGAUAGGGUAUUAUAGAGUGAGCGUGGUAUAUAUUGAUACGUUGCUUUGUUAAUACAAUACUUUAAUCGGAA
This is a messenger RNA of Pseudogymnoascus verrucosus, 3878 nucleotides long. RefSeq lists its product as uncharacterized. The coding region runs from base 398 to 3754 and encodes 1118 amino acids. Gene Ontology annotation, molecular function: monoacylglycerol lipase activity. The transcript has a single exon. NCBI's taxonomy places the organism in Eukaryota, Fungi, Ascomycota, Leotiomycetes, Thelebolales, Thelebolaceae. The record is from RefSeq and is a predicted model, not a curated record.